Molecule: messenger RNA, 1774 nt
Organism: Porites lobata
Lineage: Eukaryota; Metazoa; Cnidaria; Anthozoa; Scleractinia; Poritidae
Source: the annotation of a GenBank genome assembly
GUGCUGUCAGUGGCAAUCAGCGACGGUGGUGGUGAUGAUGUAUCUACUCAUAUGACGUUGUUCAGCAGGUGAAACGUGCAUUGAGACUUAAACUAGGAAUACGUGUAUCGCAGAGCUUCGCCAGGCUCGGGGAAAUCUCGUCCCCAGGGCGCCUUUUUGGGGUUGAGUGGAAGAGGACCCUGGAAGCGAGGUCGGGCUCGGGGUAGGAUGACUCGUUCAAUGACAAGUAUGGGAGGGUGGGGAGAAAUACGCCACUUGUACAUCUCUCAUAAUGUACUUUAUUUGCCUCCCAAAAUUUUGCGUUGAAGCAUUGUUUUCAGUUUCUCUUGGGACGGCUGUAAUACCCAGGAUAAAUGAAAAACAAAGGUUAUGGAAAAUUUUGGAGGGCAGAAAAGGUGCAUUAUGGGAGAUGUACAAGUGGUGUAUAAAGUAAAUUGUCCAGCUCAAGACCUAUAAUAACACAACAACAAAGGCAAAAGGGACUUGAGUUUUCCCGAUAGUUCAGAUGAUCUUGGCGUUCUUCUCGGAGGAUUUACAAAGGCCAGUGAGGAUAAAAUUAAAAAUAACAACAUGCAAAUGAAGCACUUGAUGGACUCAUUUGAAGCACAAAGGGAAAGAAAAAUGGCAAAAAAGUAAAUAAAUGAAGAAAAUGGAACAAAAAUGAACUCAAUAUAAGAAAUGAAUAAACGAAAGAAAAAUAAAACAGAAAAAUAGUAAAAUAAUAAUAACACUUGAUAAAAUAUAUAAUAAUAAAUUGAAAAUAAAAUAAAUAAUAUGAGAAUAAGAAAGACAAUAAUAAUGAUAGCGAUAAUGGUAAUAAUAAGAGAAAAGGAAAUAAUUGCAACAAAAAAGACUUGAUUGAUUAUUGUAAACAAAACUGCCAGGACUUUAAAGCAGUCUUGUUUCAAAAAUCCAGCAAGAAAUUUAUCUUUUAAAUUUCUAAAGUCUUUUUAGUUGCCACUACUAGUGUUUUUCCUUUUCUAUUACUAUCAUUAUUGUUAUUAUUAUUAUUAUUAUUAUUUAAGUUCCAUUUUGUUCCAUUCUUCAGAUUAUUUACUUUUUUCGUCGUUAUUCCUUUGUGCACUAGUCAUUAUUUUUAACUUAUAUCCCUAUUGAUCUAUAUAACUUUAAAUUUUACACUAUUGCAUUAAAGUUUUCAACAGAGCCGAAUUCAUAGUAUACAAGGACGGCCUGCCUAUCUGAAUUUUCUGGAACCGCCAAGUCGCUUUUGUCUUUGCUUUUUUGUUUUUUUUUCCUCAUAAUUUCUAAUUACACGCAUUGAUCCAAUAACGAAAGGAGUGAGGGAAAACUAAGCUUUUAUAAUAAGUGCAGAUAAACGUGUGGUCUUGACUUCUUGAGAGAUAUAGGAACAGUGAACGUCGACAAACUGGACAGCUUGAUGAGGCACCAUGAUGUGAAGAGGUCUAGACGUACACGAUUAACCGUUGUUGCCUGCAUGAUGAUGAUGAUGAUGAUGAUGAUGAUGAUGGUGAUGCCGACCAUGAUAUUGAGGAUUUUGUUUACGAUGAUGAUGAUGACGAUGAUGUUGACACCAUAUGAUGAUGAUGCUGAUGAUGAUGCUGACGAUGAUGAUGACGAUGAUGUUAACAACGACAAUAAUGCUGACGAUGAUGAGAAUGAUGAUGAUGACGAUGUUAACGAAGAUGAUGAAAAUGACAACGAUGCUGUAAAUGAUGAUGAUGAUGAUGAUGAGGAUGAAGACGAUGACGAUGAAGAAACCCCAAAUCUCGGUUUAUCACCAUGGCGACGUUAA